GUGUGUUUGCGCGGCUGUGUGUCUCCAGUUAGUUCCAUGUCUGCCACGCACAGAGCCGGGGAUGGCGGCGGAUAUUACCCGGGAGGGGAGGUGCUGGGCCGCCAGAGGCAGGAAGAGGCGCCGGCGGGCUGGGGAGCCGGCUAUUAUCCUCCGGAGAAUGGAAGAAGCUGGCCGGGAGGCGGGGAGAUGGGAGGAGCCGGCGGAGCUCAGAACACAUCAUAUUCGGGGUAUGAUCCAAGUGGCUGGUCUUGUGCAGGUCACUCCAGACCUCCUUAUCCCCCCAAUUACACAGUUGGAGGACAGGGUAUGGAGCACUAUGCCAAUGGCUCCUAUGGACCAGCCUAUGGUCAGUCUGCAAUGAACCCUCCUUAUCCUAGCCUUCACCCACCAAAUCCCUAUUAUCCACCACCACCACCACCUCCUCCUCCUCCUCCCUCACAGCCUCAUUAUACUGUUGAUCCUUACAAACAACAAGCUGGUGCACCGCAAGCCCCUCCACAUUGGGGUUAUGCUCAACAGCCUCCUCAAUAUCCACAAUACUCCGCUCCUCCGGGAAUGCCUCAACAGAGUCCACAAAAUGACAACUGGAACAUGUAUGGAGCCCACAACCCAUACCAGUGGCCCCCGGCAGCCCCUCCUCCACACAACCCAAACAGCGGCCAUUAUAUGGCUGGUGGCAGACCACAAUGGACAGGAGGAGAUGUACCGCCAGGAGUCUAUGAUAUGAAGGAUCCAUCUCAGCCACCCAAUUACAACCAGCAAAGACCCUACCCUGGCUACCCCUCCAAUAUCUCUCAACCAGGGCCAGCACUGGAACCCAAGCCUAACCCACCUGCUCCAACAGCCCCACCUAACCCUCAUUACAGCGCCUCUCCUCAAAUGUACAACCGGAAGGAUCCUUCAAACCAAGAAACCAUUCCUAGAGCCAAAGAAGCCAAUGCUUCUCCAGCUGAUCCUGCAAACGCCCUUCCUGGCAUUGUGAAGAUCAGUGAAAUCUUGGAAAAGGUGGCGGAACUGGAGCAGGAGGUGGACGAGUUUGUAGGUAGAAAGACUGAGAUGAGUUUCCGAUGUUUAGAAGAGCUAUUGACAAAGCAGUUAUUAGAACUAGAUUCUGUAGAAACUGGUGGUCACGACAGUGUUCGUCAAGCACGGAAAGAAGCUGUGAGGAAGCUACAAUCGAUUCUGGAGAGGCUAGAGCGGAAGGGUUUGUAA
This is a messenger RNA of Staurois parvus, 1212 nucleotides long. Lineage: Eukaryota; Metazoa; Chordata; Amphibia; Anura; Ranidae. The record is from the annotation of a GenBank genome assembly.